Messenger RNA from Bipolaris maydis ATCC 48331, 1017 nucleotides. RefSeq lists its product as uncharacterized. The record is from RefSeq and is a predicted model, not a curated record. NCBI's taxonomy places the organism in Eukaryota, Fungi, Ascomycota, Dothideomycetes, Pleosporales, Pleosporaceae.
AUGACUAACGUUAGAGCAUUAUUCCAGCUGUGUCGUACGUCACGCAGUCUCUGUGACGUUGCACAGCCAGCACUGUACAACUGUGUCCGAAUAAUUGAGUCAGCGACGGAUCCUCUACUUCAUCUCAAGCUCUUCCUUCAACUCACUUUAUACAAUGACCGGGGAUUACCUCGGUUGCCAAAUCUGCAACAUAUCCAUUUCACAGCUCAAAUCGAAGCACCACGAGCUUUGAUGCAUCAUAUCUAUGAGAUGCAGAUUGAUCGUUCGAUCUUGUCCAAGUUAAAAACUUUUCAUUUGCACAAACAGUAUGAGGACGGCCCGCUCAAUAUAAAGGACUACAUAUCUCUCAUGCAGUUCCCCUGUUUCGAAAAGUUUUUUUCUGAGAGCGAUGUGCCAAACACUCCGGAUGGAUCAUGCGCAGUUAAUACUCUGACACACAUGACCGCGGAAUUGCUUUGGUGUCUAGGGCCAUUAUCCACAAUGGAAGCGCUACUGCAGAUAUGUCCCCAUUUGACCGUUUUCAAACUCAUCAUAGCCGACGGAACCCGCUACAGAUGGCUACAAAAACUGCAGACACUCUAUUUGGACUUUCAUGACUAUUAUAAUCUCCGUGAUCCAGAACUCAUAGAAGAGAUAGAGCAUCUGGAAGACUGUGUAUACAUAUACCCUUCAUCCCGCGACUUUGGGAGUCUCACGCACAUGGCUAUAGAGUUCGAAAAGCUCGUAAGAUUCCGCGAUCUCCCAAUGUCGCUAGAAUAUCUGGACCUCAGCUACUGCCAUUUUGCGGACCUGGAUCGGGCUUGUCUCAUUGAUAUGAUUCAGUUGAAGGGAAAGUGUUGUCCGGUCAUCAAAUCGGUCGUGGUGCGUGGCUGGGAGACGACUAACGAGGGAAUCAACGCAGCGCGAGAACACGCUAGGUCUUUAGACAUUCCUGUACAUGUUGCGGAAGAUGGACGUGCGCUGCUCGUUCAAAGUGGAGGUUAUCAUCUAACAAUAAAGAGUCUUGCACGUUGCUAA